GGCACAGUUCCUGGGCCACAACCUCCAGCGGGGCUGCCCUUUCUUUGUCGUACAUAGUCCCUAGUCUGGUUCCCUAAUAAAUGCCUCUGGCCACAGGGGGGAGUGACCUCGACAAGCCCAUGCCUACAGGAGGCACAGCCAGGGAAGGGAGGUAGAGUGAGCCCGCUGCCGCUGCCGCCGCCGCCACAGAGGACAGGGACACUGCUUCCCGCUGCCUCCUAGUCCCCCAGGGAGCCACGACAGCGACAGCGCGCAGCGGGGACAGAGAACUGACACUGUGGGCAGUGGCAGUGCGCGGCAGGACAAGGGCCAUGCUCCUAGUCUGCCCGCGCCUCUGCUUCCUGGUGGUCCUGAGCACCAGCUGGGCGGGCUGGGGCAGCCACCGGGCCGAGGCAGCGCGGCUAAGGCAGUUUUACGUGGCUGCUCAGGGCAUCCUCUGGAACUACCAUCCUGAGCCCAAAGACCCAAGUUUGAAUUCUAUACCAUCCUUCAAGAAAAUUGUCUACAGAGAGUAUGAGCCAUAUUUUAAGAAAGAAAAACCACGGUCUAGCAUCUCAGGACUUCUUGGACCUACUUUAUAUGCUGAAGUUGGAGACAUCAUGAAAGUUCACUUCAAAAAUAAAGCAGACAAACCCGUAAGCCUCCAUCCUCAAGGAAUUAAAUACAGCAAAUUUUCAGAAGGGGCUUCGUAUCCUGACCACACAUUCCCAGCGGAGAGGAUGGAUGAUGUUGUGGCUCCUGGAGGAGAGUACACCUACGUGUGGGUCAUCACUGAGGACAGCGGGCCCACACCCGAUGACCCUCCAUGCCUCACCCACAUCUACUACUCCCAUGAAAACCUGACCCAGGAUUUCAACUCGGGGCUGAUUGGACCUCUGCUUAUCUGUAAGAAAGGCACACUCACUGAGGAUGGGACUCAGAAGAUGUUCGACAAGCAACACGUGCUGCUGUUUGCUGUGUUUGACGAAAGCAAGAGCUGGAGCCAGUCACCAUCCCUAAUGUACACAGUCAAUGGCUUUGUGAACAGGACGAUGCCAGAUAUAACAGUCUGUGCCCAUGACCAUGUCAGCUGGCAUCUGAUUGGAAUGAGCUCGGGGCCAGAGUUGUUCUCUAUUCACUUCAAUGGCCAAGUCCUGGAACAGAACCAGCACAAGGUGUCCACCAUCACGCUGGUCAGUGCUACGUCUACGACCGCGAACAUGACUGUGAGCCCAGAAGGAAAGUGGAUUGUGUCUUCUCUCAUCCCAAAGCAUUAUCAAGCUGGGAUGCAGGCUUACAUUGACAUUAAAAACUGCCUGAAGAAAACCAGGAAUCCCAAGACCCUCACUCGAGAGCAGAGGCGACACAUGAAGAGAUGGGAGUACUUCAUUGCGGCAGAGGAAGUCAUCUGGAACUAUGCACCCGUGAUCCCUGCAAAUAUGGACAAGAAAUACAGGUCUUUGCACUUGGAUAAUUUCUCCAAUCAAAUUGGAAAACAGUAUAAGAAAGUUAUUUACAGGCAGUAUGAAGAAGAGACCUUCACCAAACGCACGGAGAAUUCCGGUUUCAAACAAAGUGGGAUUUUGGGCCCUAUUAUCAGAGCCCAGGUCAGGGACACACUCAAGAUUGUGUUCAAAAAUAUGGCCAGCCGACCCUAUAGCAUUUACCCUCAUGGAGUGACAUUCUCUCCUUAUGAAGAUGGAGUCAACUCUUCCUCCACCUCAGGCAGUCACACCAUGAUCAGACCAGUUCAACCAGGGGAAACUUACACUUACAAAUGGAACAUUCUAGAGUUUGACGAACCCACCGAAAAUGACGCCCAGUGCCUAACAAGGCCUUACUACAGUGAUGUGGAUGUUACCAAGGACCUCGCCUCUGGACUAAUAGGUCUGCUUCUAAUCUGUAAGAGCAGGUCCCUGGACCAGAGAGGCAUACAGAGGACAGCAGACAUUGAGCAGCAGGCCGUGUUUGCUGUGUUUGAUGAGAACAAGAGCUGGUACAUUGAGGACAACAUCAACAAGUUUUGUGAAAAUCCUGACGAGGUGAAACGCGAUGACCCCAAGUUUUAUGAAUCAAAUAUCAUGAGCACUAUCAAUGGCUACGUGCCUGAGAGUAUCUCCACUCUGGGAUUCUGUUUUGAUGACACUGUCCAAUGGCACUUCUGCAGCGUGGGAACUUACGACGGUAUCUUGACCAUCCACUUCACUGGACACUCAUUCAUCUAUGGAAAGAGGCACGAGGACACAUUGACCCUGUUCCCCAUGCGUGGCGAAUCCGUGACUGUCACAAUGGAUAAUGUUGGAACAUGGAUGUUAACUACCAUGAAUUCCAAUCCAAGACACAAAAACCUAAGGCUGAGAUUCAGGGAUGUUAAAUGUAUCCGGAAUGAUGAUGAUGAAGACUCAUAUGAGAUUUAUGAACCUUUGGCACCUACCUCCAUGACAACCCGGAAAAUUCAUGAAUCUUCAGAAAAUGAGUUUGGCAUAGACAGUGAAGAUUAUGAUUACCAGUCUAUACUGGCUUCAUCACUAGGAAUUAGGUCAUUCAGAAACUCAUCAUUGACUCAGGAGGAAAAUGAGUUCAAUCUUACUGCUCUUGCUCUAGAGAACAGCUCCGAGUUCAUCUCUCCAAGAACAGACAGAGUUAAUGACUCAAAAUCUUCCCCAAGAAACUUUAGUGGGAUCCCUGCUAAUGACCUCGAAGAAUCUCAAAGAACCCUUCCUGGCUCAGGAGCCGCCGUGACUGGUACCCUCCUGAAGGACCUCACCAGCUUAGAUGAGAACUCAGUUCUCAACCCUUCCACAGAACAUCAUUCCAGCUCAUAUUAUGAAAAUGAGAUGAAUGAUUCACAAUCAGACAUCACGGUGGUUCACCUACUUCCUCUUGGAGCAAAAGGAUUGGUGAGCCAAGAACAGGCUAAGCAUAAAACAGCCAAGAGGGAAAGACUCCAUCUGAUGAAGCAUAGGUUCCCCCAGAUGAAAUCACCAGCCCGUAAAACUGCGAGGCAUGCAAACCCAAAGAAUACUUACCCCAGAACCAGGUCCAGGGAGGACAUUCCUAGUGAUUUGUUCCUCUUAAAACAAAAGAACACAUCCAAUUUCUUGGAUAGGGAAUGGUAUUUGGCUUCUGAAAAGGGUAGUUAUGAAAUAAUACCAGCAAAUGGUGAAGACACAGCUGUGGAUAAGUCACCAGACAACCCUCAAAAUCAGAACAUCUCAAUGACUUUGGGCAAUAGCACCUCCCCUACAAAAAUAACAGGAAAGCCAGGUGACUUCCCAGUGUUUCCUGGAGUUAGACAUAAAUCUCCACAAGUCAGACAGGAGGAAGGAAACAGUGACUUAAAGAAAAGACAGUUGUUCAUCAGGACACGAAAGAAGAAGAAGGAUAAGAAGGUUGCAUCCCAUAGCCCUCUAUCUCCAAGGGGCUUUCAUCCCCUGAGAGAUGCCAAGCCUACAUUUUUAGACCAGAGACUUAAUCACUCACUGUUACCCUACAAUCCCAAUGAAACAACUCUUGCCAUAGACCUGAAUCAGACCUCCCCUUCAACGAAUAUUGACAGGUCACUUCCUGACCAUAAUCAGAGCUCCCCACAUGACCCCGGGCAGAUAACCUCUUUAGAUCUGUAUCAGUCAGUGCCCCCAGAGGGACACUCUCCAACAUUUCAUGUCCAGGAUCCUGAUCAAGUACACUCUACCACAGACCCUAGUCACAGAUCCCCUUUUCCAGAGCCCAGCCAGGGGCUUGAUUAUGACCUAAGCCAUGAAUCCUACCCUGAAGACAUUGGUCAAACAGCCUUCUUUCCAGACCAAAGUCAAAAGUCUCUCUCUUCAGAAGAUGGCCAAACAAUUCCAUCCUCAGACUUAAGCCUCUUUGGCAUCUCUCCAGAGUUGGAUCAAAUAAUUAUUUCUCCAGACUUGGGUCAGGUGGCCCUUUCUCCAGAUGACAACCAGAUGACCUCCCCUGAGGACCUGGGUCAGGUGGCCCUUUCUCCAGAUGACAACCAGAUGACCUCCCCUGAGGACCUGGGUCAGGUGGCUCUUUCUCCAGAUGACAACCAGGAGGCCUCCUCCCCAGACCUGGGUCAGGUGCCACUUUCUCCAGAUGACAGCCAGGAGGCCUCCUCCCCAGACCUGGGUCAGGUGCCACUUUCUCCAGAUGACAACCAGGAGGCCUCCUCCCCAGACCUUAGCCUCUUGACUCUUCCUCCAGAAUAUGAUCAGACAGUCCUUUCUCCAGAUUUCAAUCAGAUGACCCUCUCUCCAGACUUUGAUGAGAUAAUCCUAUCACAGGACCUCAGUCAGGUGACCCUCUCUCCAGACCUCAUCCAGACAAGCCCCCCUCUUAACCACAGGCAAAAAACAGCCUCUUCAGAUCCUGGUCAAGCAUCCUACCCUUCAGAUUCUGGUCAGUUUUCACCCCUUCCAGAACUAAACCAGACUCUUCCCCAUCCAGAUCUCAUUCACAUACCUUCUCCUUUACCAUCACCCACACUCAAUAGCACUUCUAUGUCAAAGGAGUUCAACCCUCUUGUUGUAGUAGGUCUCAGUAGAGUCGAUGGAGAUGACGUUGAAAUUAUUCCAGAUGAACAGCUAGAAAGCAUUGACGAUGAUUAUGCUGAAGAUUACUAUGUAUCCUAUAAUGACCCCUACAAGACAGACACCAGGACAAAUAUUAACUCCUCCAGAAAUCCUGAUACUAUUGCAGCGUGGUACCUCCGCGGCCAUCGUGGAAACAAACAAUACUAUUUUAUUGCUGCGGAAGAAAUAUCCUGGGAUUAUGCAAAAUUUGCCCAAAGUGAAAUGGACAAUGAAGACACUGAUGGCAUUCCAAAGGACACCACAUACAAGAAAGUUGUUUUCAGAAAAUACCUUGACAGUACUUUCACCAGACGUGAUCUUCAAGGGGAAUAUGAGGAGCAUCUUGGUAUUCUGGGUCCUGUUAUCCGAGCUGAAGUGGGCGAUGUGAUCCAAGUUCGCUUUAAAAAUUUAGCAUCCAGACCAUAUUCUCUUCAUGCUCAUGGACUUUCCUAUGAAAAGUCCUCUGAGGGAAAGACUUAUGAAGAUGACUCUCCUGAAUGGUUUCAGGAAGACAAUGCUGUCCAGCCCAAUAGCAGUUAUACGUAUGUGUGGCAUGCCACUGAACGUUCUGGCCCAGAGAACCCUGGCUCUGCAUGCCGGGCUUGGGCCUACUACUCUGCAGUCAAUGUGGAGAAAGACAUCCACUCGGGCUUGAUUGGCCCCCUUCUGAUCUGCCGGAAAGGAACACUUCACCCAGAGAGCAACCUGCCUAUGGACAUGAGGGAAUUUGUCUUACUCUUUAUGGUCUUUGAUGAAAAGAAGAGUUGGUACUAUGAAAAGUCCAAUAGGUCAUGGAGAAUUGAAUCUCCAGAAGUGAAGAAUUCUCAUGAGUUUUAUGCCAUUAAUGGGAUGAUCUACAACCUGCCUGGCCUGAGAAUGUACGAGCAAGAGUGGGUGAGGCUCCACCUCCUGAACAUGGGCGGCUCCCAAGACAUUCAUGUGGUUCACUUCCAUGGCCAGACCCUGCUGGAUAAUAGCACCAAACAGCACCAGUUAGGGGUCUGGCCCCUUCUGCCUGGUUCAUUUAAAACUCUUGAAAUGAAGGCAUCAAAGCCUGGCUGGUGGCUCCUGGACACGGAGGUUGGAGAAAACCAGAUAGCGGGCAUGCAAACGCCCUUUCUCAUCAUAGACAAAGAGUGUAAGAUGCCAACGGGACUGAGCACGGGUAUCAUAUCUGAUUCACAGAUCAAGGCUUCAGGACAUCUAAGUUAUUGGGAGCCCAAAUUAGCACGAUUAAACAAUGGUGGCUCAUACAAUGCUUGGAGUAUAGAAAAAUCUGCAUUAGACUUUGCCUUUCAAUCUUGGAUCCAGGUGGACAUGCAGAAGGAAGUUGUAGUCACAGGGAUACAAACCCAAGGUGCUAAACACUACCUGAAGUCUUGCUUUAUCACGGAAUUCCAUGUGGCUUACAGCUCUGACCAAACCAGCUGGCAGAUCUUCAGAGGGAACAGCACAAAGAACGUGAUGGAUUUUGCUGGCAAUUCAGAUGCCUCUACAAUAAAGGAGAAUCGGUUGGACCCACCUAUUGUUGCUAGAUACAUUAGGAUACACCCAAUAAAGUCCUAUAAUAGACCCGCCCUUCGGUUAGAGCUGCAAGGCUGUGAAGUGAAUGGAUGUUCCACACCACUGGGCCUGGAAGAUGGAAGGAUAGAAAACAAGCAAAUCACUGCAUCUUCAUUUAAAAAGUCAUGGUGGGGAGACUUCUGGGAUCCCUUCCGUGCCCGCCUGAAUGCCCAGGGCCGUGUGAAUGCCUGGCAAGCCAAGGCAAAUAACAACAAACAGUGGUUACAAGUCGAUCUGCUCAAAGUCAAGAAGAUAACUGCCAUUGUCACACAGGGCUGUAAGUCUCUGUCCUCUGAAAUGUAUGUGAAGAGCUACAGCAUCCAGUACAGUGACCAGGGCGUGGAAUGGAAACCCUACAGGCAGAAAUCCUCCAUGGUGGACAAGAUUUUUGAAGGAAAUAGUAAUACCAAAGGACAUGCAAAGAACUUUUUUAACCCACCCAUCAUUUCCAGAUUUAUCCGCAUCAUUCCUAAAACAUGGAACCAAAGUAUUGCGCUUCGCCUGGAACUCUUCGGCUGUGACAUUUACUAGAAUUGAAUACCAAAAGAGGGAAAGAAAGAAUAAAAACUGAAGAAACUUCUUAAGGCCUAAACCAUUUAGAGCAGGCAAUAUAUUAUGGCUAUUUUAAAUGUUAACAAAUUUUCUGCUAGUUUUUUUUUCUAAUAGAGAAUAAAGUAUUAUAUAAGAAGCUUUUACAAUGUUAAUUCAUGGCUGCCAUUAAGCGAGGUGGAAGCUAUUAUUUCUUCACUAUUUUGAAUAUAGAUGGGAAAAUAUUAAGUGCCAGCAAGAAUAUGACUGCAUUUUAUUCUGAUUAAAGAUGUUAUAUAAUAUAAUAGUUAUAUAAUGGAAUAAUAUGGUUCACUGUAAUAGUGCUUUCAAACCCUGUAGACAUUAAUAAAAGAGAUAUUACUUUCAGAAACUAUUCAUAGACCUAGAAAACUUUUAUUCCUAUAUUUUUCUUUUAAAAACAAACUAUAAUUUGUAAACAAUGGAGACUAAAAUAGUUUAGUUUUUUGAGAAUAGAGAAAAAAUCUUGCUGUAAUGAAGUGAGAAUGUAGAAGACCCUGUGUUGAGCUGGCUUCGUGGGCAAACAGAAGAGCUUUCUGGAAAAAUCUGAUGGCUUGAGUUCAGAUACCCAGAGGGGAGGGAGAGAACUGAUUCUGAAAAACUAUCCUCUGAUUUCGCCAUGCAGCUGUGGCACAGGUGUGUGCCCACGCCCACGUCCAAGCACUAACAGUAAAAUAAAAGAUUCUACAAGCCCAUCUUUGUAUGUUACCAUGAGUCUUCUAAUUCUCCACGAGCAAAGACACAACUGAGCAUGUUUCUCACAUUCCAGUUGGACUUGUAAAUCUGCCUUGGCUGUGUUUGGGGCAGGUUGCACCUAUCGAUGUCCAAGGGUACCAGCCACCAGACAUGAAAUAAAGCCCAAAUAACCGAGGGAGACCUGGUCAUGUGCCUUGGUUUGAUCGAAAAGCUGGCACUGUGUCACAUACUGUUUCAAAACUUGGGUUCACCUAAGGGAAGUCACUUACCUGUGAAGAAGAACACAGGGACUGUUGGCACAAGUGUCGCAGUUCCUGUUAGAGCUGCUCCGGGCCAAAUUGGCAAGUGGAUUAAGGUUCCCUCUGUGCCCUUCUUUCUCGUCUCCCCUUGCUCGACCGCUUCUGUUAUCAUGCUUUUCUCUGAAAAUUUGAAAUCUGGUGGUGCUGCACUGCCUGCCAGUCUGUGGAGCCUUUCAAUAUCUACAAAGUCGCAUGGGAUGGACACUCCAUACAAACAGGGUAGUCAUUCAAACAGACAGUCAAAACUGUCUGGUUUCGUGAAAUAAAACACCCCCAAAGCUUAAGCAAGAACUGUGCAAAAUA
Messenger RNA from Peromyscus californicus insignis, 7984 nucleotides. RefSeq names its product coagulation factor V (gene F5). Lineage: Eukaryota; Metazoa; Chordata; Mammalia; Rodentia; Cricetidae. Bases 312 to 6650 code for a protein of 2112 amino acids. The record is from RefSeq and is a predicted model, not a curated record. Gene Ontology annotation, molecular function: copper ion binding. The transcript is spliced from 25 exons.